AUGAAUUAAGGAGAUAAUUUUUUUCAAGAAUUAAUUGAUGGUUUUCGAUCUUUUGAAUCCUAAAGUUAAGGAGAUGAAAAGGGAUUUAAAAACCCGUUCAAUCAACUAUAAAGAGCAAAGAAAAAAAUCAGUAAACAGUUAUAUUAGAAGUAACUAUAUUCACCUCAAUAAGCCUACUAAGGCUCUACUUCAAAUUAUUUUUCAAUGAAUAGGUAAAGCUUCAGCAUAAAUGAAGAAGCAAGAAAUUCUAAUACAAACUUAACUUCAGAAUGUUAUUGUUUUAAUUUAGAAAAAAUAACAGAUUGCAAAAAGCACACUGAUUCUGUUCUUGAUUUAUUGCGUGGGUUUAAUAAAGAUAACGAAGCUGCUAUAUAAGAGGGAAUUCAAUCCAAUAAGUUGCUUCAAUAAAGUAAAAUAAAUGCAAUAGAAACACAGGAAUACCAUUAAUUAUUGAAAAAUGUCUAAAAUUUAAAAAAAUAAAGUUUAAUUGAUAAACAUUCAUUAAUUUAAUAAGAAAUAAAAUAAAUAUAGGAUGAAUAUAUUGAAUAUAGAUAAAAUUAUUAGCAAAAAUAUGAAAUCACCCAACAAUAAAGAUAAGUAAUAGAGGGACUUGAUGGAAAGAAAGCAAAAUAAAAUUGA
Paramecium tetraurelia is the source of this 639-nucleotide messenger RNA. RefSeq lists its product as uncharacterized. The record is from RefSeq and is a predicted model, not a curated record. The transcript is spliced from 3 exons. Lineage: Eukaryota; Ciliophora; Oligohymenophorea; Peniculida; Parameciidae.